UCUAGUACGAGAUAGCUACGAUAUGGACAAAGCUCGUGUGCGCAACUAGGUUAGGUCUUCUUGUGAGAACUUUCAUUGCAGAGAAAAUGGCGUCUCUCGCGGGAAUUCGUCUUUUGAUGAGAAAUACCGGUACUAUUAGAAAUUCAAUCAAUCGAUCAUGUUUACGAGGUACCAUUACACAACUUUAUUUAAACGAAAGAUUUUUUCACUGUAAAAGACAAAGUGCCAUCAUUGUUGUACCGCAGGGCACACGAGUCAAGCAGGUACGACAUUACAGUGAAAAACAACCUCUAUCAAUUGAUGCUGUUCAGGAACGAGUAUUCUUAGUACUCAGACUCUAUGAUAAAAUUGUUCCUGAAAAGUUAAAACUGGAGUCUCAUUUUAUGGAAGAUUUGGGUUUGGACUCCUUGGAUCACAUAGAAGUUAUAAUGGCAAUAGAAGAUGAAUUUGGUUUUGAAAUACCAGAUAUGGAUGCAGAGAAACUUUUACGACCCGCGGACAUAGUACGUUAUGUUUGCGAUAAAGAAGAUGUCUAUGAAUAAAUAUUCACAUAAUAUAUGUCAUUUCAUUAGUCAAGCUUUUUUU
This is a messenger RNA of Habropoda laboriosa, 585 nucleotides long. It is a transcript of the gene ND-ACP, whose product is annotated as acyl carrier protein, mitochondrial. Gene Ontology annotation, molecular function: acyl binding; acyl carrier activity. The transcript is spliced from 3 exons. Gene Ontology annotation, biological process: fatty acid biosynthetic process. The coding region runs from base 87 to 542 and encodes 151 amino acids. The record is from RefSeq and is a predicted model, not a curated record. Gene Ontology annotation, cellular component: mitochondrion. Lineage: Eukaryota; Metazoa; Arthropoda; Insecta; Hymenoptera; Apidae.